AUGUCCGGCCUCGACAUGCGAGCAUACUAUUCCGAAGAAGACCCGUAUUUAUCCAGGUCGUAUAGUCAAAAUGGCAAACACGCCGCCAGUGGGACUUUCGGCGCCAAGGAAGCAGGCUGGGGAAGAUGUGGUGCAGAAGUCCCAACACCUGCUCAACCCGACAAUGAGACUCAGGACACCAAAGUCGAUGGAUGGGAAAUACUUGGACAAAAUGCCCAGAAGAGUGUACAUCUCGAUGUGCUCGGCAUUUACGACCAUACUAACGCUGAUGACAAGGCUGUGAGCCCUGGCUCGAAGUCGAAACCCAACGACAUGGUGAAGUGCAAGACACAUCCUGCCACGAGGCGUCUCGACACCAACAAGGCAUGGGAAAUUGUCCCACAUGAACCGGACUGGGAUAUGGUCAACCGGAAGGAGACUCGCGAAGCGCGAAGGGCAACCAAGCCAGACGCUCCACUGGCCAAAGACUGGGUUAUGUACAAGGAGAGGAUGGAUGCAGAGGCGGACACGUUCGGGGCAUACGACCCUGCGCCAUCGACACCUCAGGGCGAACCCGACAUGCACGAGCCAACAGAAUUCCAGACAAAGCAGGGCGUGGCAGCACCACCGAUAUUCGAGACAAUGGAGCCGGUUUCUCGACUCCCGUGCGAGCGACUCCAUGACUCCCAAGAGCAGGGACCUCAAGCUCAAACUCAAGCUCAACCUCGAGCUAUUCAGACCACGCCCGCAAAGGCGCAACGCAUGCCACAGAAAGACCACCAUUCCUGCCUUUCCCUCGGUGGCCGUCCGACCGGUCAUGCUUCGAAGCACAACCCCUUCAAGCAGCGCCCAUUCUCGGCCGAGGAGAAGGAUCUGCCCUUCCUCCCUCCCCCCUCGCCCUCGCAAGCAGGCACCACGCAAUCUUCCGCAUCAGCGAGACUGGACUAUCCCGAGAUUAUCCGAAAAUUGCGUGCCGCGUCCAUAACGCCGCGAGGCUCUCCCGAACAAAACGCCGUGGCCGCGGUGAGAGAAACAGCUCGGCGUACGGAUGAACGGCUCGCCCGGACAGAGCGCGUCCCUUUCGACUGGUACGGAAUGACUCAUCGCGCAAAUCCCCGUCGGUAUCGGUAG
This is a messenger RNA of Cladophialophora carrionii CBS 160.54, 1110 nucleotides long. RefSeq lists its product as uncharacterized. NCBI's taxonomy places the organism in Eukaryota, Fungi, Ascomycota, Eurotiomycetes, Chaetothyriales, Herpotrichiellaceae. The record is from RefSeq and is a predicted model, not a curated record. Bases 1 to 1110 code for a protein of 369 amino acids. The transcript has a single exon.